Vanrija pseudolonga is the source of this 2334-nucleotide messenger RNA. RefSeq names its product E3 SUMO-protein ligase nse2 (gene nse2). Bases 1 to 996 code for a protein of 331 amino acids. Gene Ontology annotation, molecular function: zinc ion binding; SUMO ligase activity. The transcript is spliced from 8 exons. The record is from RefSeq and is a predicted model, not a curated record. Gene Ontology annotation, cellular component: Smc5-Smc6 complex; nucleus. NCBI's taxonomy places the organism in Eukaryota, Fungi, Basidiomycota, Tremellomycetes, Trichosporonales, Trichosporonaceae. Gene Ontology annotation, biological process: protein sumoylation; double-strand break repair via homologous recombination.
AUGGCACGAACUGCACGAACGUAUGCGGCGAGGGACGGCAACGCCGAGGCAUCAGGAUCACGAGCAAGGCGGCGCGUGGAGAGCUCGCCGGCCGAGGAAGACGUCCGCGUGCCCGCUACCCAGGAGCCAGAGGGCGACGGCAACGACGAAGACGAGGAAGACGAGCCCCAGGACCCACGCGAGAACUGGACGAUCAAGACGUUCAAGGACGUGCCUAUCCGGAGCACUGUCGCAAUCGGAGAGGUCCGCAAGCUUGGCGACGAGCUGCUCAAGCGGGAGCGUAUGGCCGAGGACAGCAUCCAGGUGGCCAAGGAAACGGCGACGGCAUACGAGGCGGCGAGCCCGGGCGACAAGGUCAUCGACAGUAUACAGAAGCAGCUGAUCGACGACCUCGAGGCGCUCGCACGCAUCAACAUUCGCAAGGAGGCGCUGGAGGAGCUCACGACCGAGUUGCGGACGUCGGGCGGCAUGGACGACCUGUGGGCGUUCUACAAGAGGAGCAUCCAGGCCAGGGGAGCAGAAUACGGCGAGUUGACUCUGAGGAAGAAGUACGCGGACAACGACCACUUCAAGGAGUUCCGCGCCGGCAUCUGGGAGGUCAACCACGAGGGCGAGCCAAUCCCUCCCAUGACGCGGUGGCUCGAGCGCCAGGACGGGGACCCCGAGGACGACGACGUGGAGAUGGGCGGCACGACGCAGACUUACAAGUGUCCGAUCACGAUGCGCGUGUACGAGGACGCGGCCAAGAGUACCGUGUGUGGACACUACUACUCGUACGCGGCAGUACUUGAGCUGAUCGGCAACGCGACGCGCACACAGCGCCAGGGCCGUGCAGCACAGGCGCGCUGCCCGGUAGCGGGGUGCAACAAGGUCAUUACGCCGGAUGUGAUCAAGAAAGACCCAGCCAUGCAGCGCCAGGCGGACGCGUUCGUGCGCCGCCAGCGCGACCGCGAGGAGCGCGAGGCUGCCGACGAGUCGUACAUCGAGAUGGAGUAGGGUAGGGUGUAGAGGGGGCAGGCAGUCUGCGACGAUGCGAUGGCAUAGGGCUAUGGCUACAUGCUACAAGAUGCAAUAUGUGUCUGUCACUCUGAGCGGGCUGGUCUAGGCUAAGGGCGCUGCGAAGGCAGCCGGAGGAUGGUGCGCGAGAAACCAUCUACACGCACGCGCUGGACGCCGCGCUCGGCGGUGGGCGGCGGCGGUGGGGGCGGCGGGCAGAGCUUGUCUAGCGCGUCCCACCCGCUACUACUGUCGACGGCGACGCGCGCCGUGCUCAGUUGGAGAGGGGGCAGCGCGCCGUCCUCGUGCGCGCCGACCCGGAGGAGGGGGUACGCGCCGUCGUCUGCCGGCGUGGGGAGGGACGGGUCCGGCAUGGCGAUCAGCAGCGUCAUGUCGAGCGCUGGUGUGGCUGGGCGCUGGCCGGCCUCGUACUGGCUGAUGAUGCGCGUGAGGCCCGGGCCGGUGGUGCCGUCGACUGACUCGUGUGGUGGGAGCGCGAUGGCGACGGGAUGCCAGUGCUCUGGAUCAUCAAGCCAGUCGCCGUCGGCCUUCAUCUUCUCCUUCUCGCCGACCUCGACAUCGCUAUCCUCGUCCUCGUCGUCCUCCUCCUCGCCAACAAGCGCAUCCCACACGACCGGCUCGGGGCCGACGUCCCGCCGCCGCUUCCGCCGGUGCGCAGGCGGCGGCGGCGCGACGACGUACCCCCCGGCAGGGAGGUUGCGCAUGAUCUGCUGGUGCCGGUGGCGGCGGUACAGCAGCGUCGUGACGGCGGCCACGAGGAUCGCGGCGGCGAUCACGCUGAUGAUGACGAGCUGGUACGUGUUGGUGCUCGCCAGCCCCGUCGAGCCGGGGUACGACGACAUUGCGGGCUGCGGCGUCGGGGUCGGGGGGGUGGUGCGGUGCGGGCGCGCGACGAUGCGCGGUGGCGACGGGGAGGUGGGGCUGUCGUCGUUGGCGGGUGGUGUGCGUGCGUUGCGUACUGCUGCUGGCCGCGGUACCCUCGCCACCGGUGUGCUCGUGCUCGUGCUCGAGGCCGUAGACGCCGUGCUGCUCGUGCUGGCAGUGCUUGAUAAGAAGGAUGGCGAAGCUGCGUCGCCGCCGCCGACUGAACCAUGUGGUGGAGGCCGACCAAAGUGGUCAUCGAAGUUUGCAGCACCCCUUGUUGGUGUCGAUGACGCAGGCGCCAGUCGCCGCCCGCGCCGCAAUGGCCGUUGUUGGCUUUGGCGCACGACGACGGCGGCGGCGGCCGAGCGUGCCGAGCUGCGUCCACUCCGACUGCGGCGGCGGCGGUCGUCGUCGUCGUCUGCAGUAUAAGCAGCUGCAGUAGCAAUCGCCGCG